Messenger RNA from Tripterygium wilfordii, 2222 nucleotides. RefSeq lists its product as uncharacterized. The transcript is spliced from 10 exons. Gene Ontology annotation, cellular component: Golgi apparatus; endoplasmic reticulum. NCBI's taxonomy places the organism in Eukaryota, Viridiplantae, Streptophyta, Magnoliopsida, Celastrales, Celastraceae. The coding region runs from base 122 to 1891 and encodes 589 amino acids. The record is from RefSeq and is a predicted model, not a curated record.
GCCCGAUCCGUCCCCCCCUCACGUUUCUCUCACAGCGCAUUCGCGCGCUCUCUGUCGUCGACUUGAACGUGAACACUCUUUCCCUGUCGUUUCACGUGGUAAGGAACUGCCGUUUUACACCAUGGAUGAGAAUUCUGCUCUUAUAGAACAAAUUCUCAGAGAAGAUGAGCUUGAGAGAAACGGUGGUGCCACCACCAAGCACCAAAACGACGGCGGCUGGCAAACUGUGUCAUAUAACAAACGUAAGAAGAAGCCUUCGAGACUGGAUAAUUCCGCGGCCGAUCACCGCCCCAACGGCUCCGCCACCACAUCUGAUGUCUUCCGCUCGAUCGAGCUCCACUCUGAAGAUCGUCGCCGGCGAGCCAUCGAGGCCUCUGCCGCCAUGAAAGAUUCCAGCGUAGUCAGAUCAAACAGGAAUUUGGACGAAGACGGAGAAUACACCGACGAGGUUGCCUCCGCCGGUGAAGAUGGCGCGGCAGAGGCCAGCUUGAAAAAGGCCAAGCCCAAAAGGCCGAAGAAACCUAAAGUGACGGUAGCAGAGGCCGCAGCGAAGAUCGAUGCGGAACACCUGGGUGCAUUUCUUGUUGAUAUAACGGCAUCUUAUGAGUCGCAACAGGACAUACAGCUGAUGCGUUUUACUGAUUUCUUUGGGCGCGCAUUUGCAUCUGUGACUUCGGCCCAAUUUCCUUGGUUGAAGUUGUUCAAGGAGUCCUCAGUUGCAAAAAUGGUUGAUAUUCCCCUUUCUCACCUCUCUGAAGAUGUUUAUAAAACCUCAGUUGACUGGCUCAACAAGCGAUCACUAGAUGCAAUAGGUUCCUUCGUGUUGUGGUCAUUGGAUAGCAUUUUGGCUGACUUCGCAAGUCAUCAAGGAACUGCCAAAGGAACCAAAAAGACGGCUCAGCAAGUUUCGUCAAAGUCUCAGGUUGCAAUUUUUGUGGUUUUGGCCAUGGCACUUCGGCGUAAACCAGAUGUGUUGAUCAGUCUACUGCCUAUAAUGAGUGAAAAUCCAAAAUAUCAUGGACAAGAUAAACUUCCAAUUACUGUCUGGAUGAUUGCACAGGCUUCUCAAGGAGAUCUGGCUGUUGGUUUGUACUUGUGGGUUCAUGUUCUCUUGCCUAUGCUGAGUGGCAAGACAAGUAAUAAUCCUCAGGCCAGAGACUUGAUUUUGCAGUUGGUUGAGAGGAUUUUGUCCUCCCCCAAAGCUCGUCCUAUUCUGAUAAAUGGUGCUGUUCGAAAGGGUGAACGCCUAGUGCCUCCGUCAGCCCUUGAACUUCUACUGAGAGUCACCUUCCCAGUAUCCUCGGCUCGAGUAAAGGCAACUGAGAGGGUUGAAGCUGUUUAUCCUAGUUUAAAAGAGGUUGCCCUUGCGGGUUCACCUGGAAGCAAAGCAAUGAAGCAAGUUUCUCAACAGAUGUUGGACAUUGCUGUCAAAGCUGCUGGAGAAGGUGUCCCUGACCUAUCAAGAGAAGCAAGUGACAUUUUCAUCUGGUGUUUGACCCAAAACCCCGAAUGUUACAAGCAAUGGGACGCGUUUUAUCUUGACAACCUCGAAGCAAGUGUCGUGGUUCUGCAAAAGAUGUCUAAUGAAUGGAACGUCCACUCUAUUAGACACUUUACUCUUGAUCCCGUGAGGGAAGCUCUGAAGAGUUUUAGGCAGAAGAAUGAAAAAGAAUUGAAGGCGGCAGAGCCAGAAGGUACUGCCCACCAUGCGUUGUUAAAGGAUGCUGACAAGUACUGCAAGGUGAUUUUGGGACGAUUAUCGGGAGGCCAUGGAUGCAUGAAGAGUGUGGUGCUUGUAUCUGUAGCGCUGGCUGUGGGUGCUGCCUUGAUGUCCCAAAAUGUGGGAUCUGGGGACUUGCAGAAAUUGUCUGCAAUGUUUAGCUCACAUUGAACCCCCUUUCACUGUGGCAAGCUAGCAGUUCAUAUCUUUGAGAUGGCCUGUAUGCAAAAUGCGGUGAGGUACUUUCAAUUUAAUCGUUGACUUGAUCCAAUGAGAUUUAGGUAAGAAUACAAACAGGAGUAGUACUGGCAGGACCGAGGCACAAAAUUGCGCGAGAUGAAGGUCCUGCUGCUUCUGGUUUAUGGUUUCAAGUCAGUAUAGUGUCUUUUCUUUCUGAAGACAAUUUUACAGUGUUUUUUUAAAAAUGGUUGAAACUUUUUGAUUAUGAAACUGAAACAUGGAUAUACAGGAUUGGAAAAGCAUCAUAUUGUGUAUUUUCACA